CCGGACGUCUCAAGAGCUACGAUCCACCACGCACCGUCCAGAAACACGCCCCACGACAAAGAUGAUAGGGAGCACAUGAGACUGGAAAUCAUCCCGUCGCUAUCUGCUACUGGAGUGCCACACAAAAAUAAAGAUUCCCACUCAAGCGGGUCCCUUUGCUCGUGCAAGCGGAGUCACAAGAGGAAUGCAUUAGCUUGAUUUCACAGAAGCAAAACUUAUCUCUCUGCUCCUUUAUCUUCUGCUGUCAUGGCCUUCUCAAGUUUUCUUUUUCUGCUUCUGCUCUUGGUGGGGAGCUCGCUCGGGGUCGAUUCAGCCAAGAAGGAGAAGUUCACGGGGCCCGUGAUCAACGUGACGAAGCACCUUUCUUUCCCCGAUUUCAGCUUAGACAACCCCAGGAUGGUUCAUGACGUGAGGCUCUUGGGCAGUGCGAAGCUGUCCAAGGAAACGGGUGCGGUCCAAAUCCCCGACGUGUCCGAAGCCAUCGAUCUUCGGCAUCUCGCUGGCCGAGCCCUCUACUCCUCUCCUGUCCGCUUGCUCGACCCCGCCACCAGAACCCCGGCUUCCUUCGAGACCACCUUUGAUUUCCAAUUCAAGAACGACAGCUCGGUCACUCCUGCCAGGAAUGAUGCCGGCUCUGCUGGUACAGGGGGCACCCAUGGUGGCAGCGGCUUAACUUUUAUUAUAGUACCAGAUGAGUUCACUGUUGGAAGAUCAGGGCCGUGGCUUGGGAUGCUUAAUGACGCAUGCGAUGAGGAGUACAAAGCUGUAGCCGUGGAAUUCGACACGCGCCACAAUCCUGAAUUUGGAGACCCGAAUGACAACCAUGUUGGCAUCAACUUGGGUAGCAUUGUGUCCACAAGGACAAUCAAUCUGUCGGAUAUCGGGGUUUCUCUCAAGGACGGGUCCAUUCACCGAGCUCGAAUUAGAUACGACGGUCCAAAAAGAUGGAUAGAAAUCAAUCUCGGAUCGGUGGGGCAAGAAUUCCCCUCGACUCCUGCAUUUUCUGGAUUCCUAGAUCUCUCUCCUCAUCUGAAGGAGUAUAUGUUUGUGGGGUUCUCCGCUUCCACGGGGAACUUGACCCAAAUCCACAACGUUCUCUCGUGGAACUUCACAUCGACAAGCCAAGCUUCUCUCCGGAUCCCGUCAGACGAAACCUGCGAGAGCAAGAUCAUCCUGGGAAAUACUCAGACUCCUGGAGGAGCUAAAACAGAACCAAUUAGCAAUUUCUUGAUUUUUGCAGCUGUCGUGGUGCUGGCUCUCGCAAUUCUAGUCAGCUUGUACUAUAACAGCAAGCGCAGAGGAGAUAAACCGAGCACCAUCGUCUUGCCGGAGAAAAUACAACGACCAAGGCCUCCUAACAAGCCACGGAGCUUCACUGUCAAUGAGGUGUCCUGUGCAACGCGAGGUUUUGGCGAGUAUGAAGUACUAGGAAGUGAUUACAGAGGUUCUUUUUAUAGGGGAAAGCUACCGAAUGGCUGCCAAGUUGCUGUGAAACGGUUCUCAACUCAUUUUCUGAACUCAUAUGGAUUAGAUCGGCGAAGAAUUUUGAAAGAAAUUUGCGCCAUCAGUCGUAUUCGCCACCCCAAUUUGGUACCCAUCAGAGGGUGGUGUCACGACAAAGUGGAGCUCAUGGUUAUCUAUGAUUUCUUCCCUAAUGGAAGUCUUGAUAAAUGGUUAUUUGGAGUCGGCGUCUUGCCAUGGACAAGGCGGUUCAAGGUCAUCAAGGAUGCGGCAGAAGCUUUGAGUUUUUUGCAUUCAAAGAAACUUGCACACAAGAACAUGAAGACAACCAGUGUCCUUCUUGACGUCACUUUCCGUGCUGUGUUAGGGGAUUUUGGAUUUGUGCUCUCCGGUUCGGGAUCAAGAAAGUUCGAGUCGGCAACAAGUCAAGCUGCCGAUGUCUUCGAGUUCGGGGUCAUUGCUCUGGAGGUCAUCGCAGGUAGGAGGAGGAGUGACCCAGAGGUGGAAGAAGAAGAAGAGAAGGAUCUGCUGGAUUUCUCAUGGAGAAUGCAUGAGAUAAACGAGAAGGUGAAGGUGUUUGAUAGAAGGAUGGGCUCCUUGGUCAACCUCGAACAAGCAAUUCGAGUUUUGGAGAUUGGUUUGCUUUGUACCCUGAACGAGAGUAAAGGUAGGCCUAGUAUGGAGGAGGUGGUCAAUCUCCUCGCCACUGAUAAACCGAUCCCUGAGCUGCCACCGAGCCGACCUGUCGCUUUGUUCCCUUAUAGCAGCACUACAGGUCUCUGCGCCGGCUAUUCUUGUGCACCUUUCCGGUGAUGUCGCUGGCCCUAUGGAAGCCGCUAGAUUUGGGAGACUCCAUCAACACAUUGCAAGAUAUGGAGAUUCAGAAUUGAUAUCUUUAGACUUUGGUACAACCGGUGUUAUGAUGAUCAUAGACUCGAUCACUGAUUGUUAAUGUUGGGUGAAUCGAAAAUUUCCCUUCUGAAAUUUAGACUCUGCUCUUGUGAACCUGUUUCCAA
This is a messenger RNA of Rhodamnia argentea, 2477 nucleotides long. RefSeq names its product probable L-type lectin-domain containing receptor kinase S.7. Gene Ontology annotation, biological process: protein phosphorylation. Gene Ontology annotation, molecular function: carbohydrate binding; ATP binding; protein kinase activity. Gene Ontology annotation, cellular component: plasma membrane. The coding region runs from base 247 to 2274 and encodes 675 amino acids. NCBI's taxonomy places the organism in Eukaryota, Viridiplantae, Streptophyta, Magnoliopsida, Myrtales, Myrtaceae. The transcript has a single exon. The record is from RefSeq and is a predicted model, not a curated record.